Parastagonospora nodorum SN15 is the source of this 489-nucleotide messenger RNA. RefSeq lists its product as hypothetical. The record is from RefSeq and is a predicted model, not a curated record. Lineage: Eukaryota; Fungi; Ascomycota; Dothideomycetes; Pleosporales; Phaeosphaeriaceae. The coding region runs from base 1 to 489 and encodes 162 amino acids. The transcript has a single exon.
AUGUCUGAGACCAGUGAAGCACAGGCCGCCGGUAAAGCGAAAGAUACAUGCAUCACGCAUGAUAUCAAUGAUUCCAUCCAAAAAGAAGUCAGCCAAAUCCUGAAGAACUUCCAGUACGAUAUCAUGGGAGUCAUCUCCCUUGGUAAGGAUGGGAUCAUGCGUUCGCUGACAUGGGAUCGCCAAGUUCUCUCUGCAGAAGCCUUUAGUAAUCAGCUCCGCGUCGUGCUCAUAGCCAGCGUUGCUAACACCAACACAGCACCUGAACAAGUCGGAGCAUUCCUGUUACGCUUUAAAGGUACUUCUUUGGAAGAGUGGAACAAAACAUUGGAAAAUGCCGAUGGAACGAAGACGCCAAAAGAAAAGUGGUUCCAGCCAGACGAUGACAUUCUGCCACCACCGUUGUCGCGAGAGAAGUGGAACGAAGUAAAGAACGGUAGUGAGGAGAGUAAGGAGAAAUCGAGGCAGCUGCUGAGGGAGAGAGACAAGUAA